AUGGCUGGAAAGCCCUCCUACCGCAUUGCAUCGAUCCCUGGUGACGGGAUAGGCUUGGAAGUGGUCAGUGCGACCAUCGAAGUAGUCAACAAACUCGCGCAAACCCUCGGUACCUUCGACAUUGAAUUCGAGCACACCUCAUGGGGGACGGAAUACUACAAGCAGCACGGUCGCUAUGUGUCCGAGGACGCCCUGGACGUUCUGCGGAGAUUUGACGCAGGUUUGUUCGGAUCCGUAGGACACCCAGCCAACCCCUUGGAUGUCCCUGAUCAUGUCUCCCUCUGGGGCCUUCUCUUGGCCAUCCGUGGCCCCCUGCAGCUCUAUGCCAACGUACGUCCGGUGCGCACUUUUCCGGGCACCAAAUCGCAUCUAGCCACCGCAAUUGAAGGAAUCGACUGGAUGCUUGCUCGGGAGAAUUCGGAAGGCGAAUACUGUGGUCAAGGUGGGAUCAAUCAUAUCAAUCAGCCAUGGGAGACUGCGACGGAAGUCGCGAUCUUCACGCGAGUCGCCAUCGAGAGAAUCAUGCGGUUUGCCUUUGAGACCGCAUGCUCGAGGCCGCGUCGCCAUCUCACCGUGGUGACCAGAAGUAACGCCAUGCGAUACGGUAUGGUCCUCUGGGACAGGAUCGCAGAGGAGGUAUCCAAGGAGUUCCCCGACGUGACCUGGGGCAAAAUGUUGGUGGAUGCCAUGACCAUCCGUAUGGUAAACAAGCCGCAGUCUUUAGACACCAUCGUGGGCACAAACUUGCACAUGGAUAUCCUGUCGGACCUCGCUGCUGGGCUCGCCGGUUCGAUUGGCGUGGCUCCUUCGGCAAACCUGGAUCCUACGCGUAAAAAUCCUUCGAUCUUUGAGCCGGUACACGGAAGUGCCUUCGAUAUUAUGGGUAAAGGGAUCGCCAACCCAGUGGCUACUUUCUGGUCUGCUGCAGAGAUGCUGCAAUGGCUGGGUGAGAAGGAGGCUGCUAAGAAGUUAAUGGACUGUGUUGAGAAAGUGUGCGCGGCUGGAAUCUUGACGGCAGAUCUUGGAGGCACUGUCAACACUCGAGGCGUUGUCGAUGCAAUUAAGAAGGAGAUUGAACAAUUGGCGGCCAAUCAAGCUUAAAUCUGAUAUAUUGUCAACUUAUGUCAACU
Messenger RNA from Aspergillus homomorphus CBS 101889, 1130 nucleotides. RefSeq names its product isocitrate/isopropylmalate dehydrogenase family protein. Bases 1 to 1101 code for a protein of 366 amino acids. The transcript is spliced from 2 exons. Lineage: Eukaryota; Fungi; Ascomycota; Eurotiomycetes; Eurotiales; Aspergillaceae. The record is from RefSeq and is a predicted model, not a curated record.